AUGGAGGAAGACAAUCUACAACAAUACCUGGCGUCGGCCACGUUGAUGAUCGUGGUGAUCGGAUGUCUGGGCAAUUUUUUGUCGUUGAUCCUUUUCCUCAGGCAUUCCAGCUCAGUCAACACACUGUUGGCGGCGCUGUCGGUGGUGGAUCUAUGUUUGCUUUUGCUGGCCGUGCCAGUUUUUGUAAUGCCCAGUCUGGAUAUAUGGUAAGUCGAAGAAAUGAUGACUUUCUUUUUGUUUCACAAUUUCGUCCUUUGCUUUUUGUCGGUAAAAUUUUUCAAGAAGGACGUUGUAGGAGACCUUAUGAAAGUUUAAAAACACAGAUGUAUUUUUGGAAAGGCCAUAAUGUCCUCGAUCUUUGCACCUUUAUUCGUUCCGACUUCCUUUUGUCUAUCGGUUUCUGUCCAUUUUACAUUUGGCUUAUCCCAAAAAUAAACCCAUUUACGUCCGAGAAUACCCAAUUUAAUCAAUCAAAUGGUUUCAGGCCGGAUCAGACGUCGCUCUACAAUUUCCUGUCAUGCGUGCUCAAGUAUGUGUACCCGGUGAACUUGAUGUUCCAGACCUGUUCCAUCUACAUAAUGGUGCUCAUUACGAUCGAGCGGUGGACGGCCGUCUGCAAACCGCUGCAGGUGCGCAUCUGGUGUACGGCGAGAACGUCGCGGAUGGCCUUGUUGUGCAUCCUGGUCUUCGCCAUCGCUUACAAUGUAAUCCGCUUUUGGGAAUACCAAAUAGUGUAAGUGUUUUUGCCGCCCCUCAAAUUCGAUUAGGGCUGGAUGGAAUCCUUGCAGAGUACGAAGCUUAUAGCAGUGGGUGUUUAGUAAUGGUGUAACUAAACUGAAUCGCCUUAGGCUCUAAUCAUUCAAAAUGCGAUUAAAUUCAUUAGGCAGAAAACCCAUGGGCGUCUCAAAAAUUUUCGUAAUUGCUUACAUCAAGAUUGGAAAAAGUUAUUUUAGCAGUUUACAAAACCGAUUUUUCAGUGAAACCGAGAAAGGACUGGACUACACACGUAAUCUUCGCGAUAUAAAUCGACAUCCACACUACGUCAUCUUUUAUUACACGGGUCUAUAUCUUCUCACGCACUUCCUCAUCCCCUUCUCGGUGAUCAUCAUCAUGAACGGCCAUGUCUGUAAACAAAUUAUUCAACUGCGACGAGCUCGACUAAUGCUGACUCGGCAACAACAACGAGAACAAAGCACAACUCUCAUGUUGCUGGUUGUGACCUUAGUUUUUGCUGUUUGCAACACGUUGCCGUUCCUCUUGAAUCUUGCCGAAUGUAUCAAAAGGGAUCUUUUUGAAGCCGAAUCCACUGCAUGGAUUGCAUAUCAACUGAACGACUUGUCCAACUUGUUGGUGGUGCUGAACAGUUCAACAACUUGGAUUGUCUACAUUAUAUUUAGUGCCAAGUAUCGGGAAACGGCCAUGAGGAUAUUGUGGAGAUGCAACACAGUCUACGAAAAGGAUGUCAAGUACAACAGUUUGAGUCGGACACAUUCGAUGAGGGCGAGUUCGGCGAGGAAAGGUCCAGCAACCAGCUGCACAACAGAGAGUAUAAGGUUAUUUUUUGACUUAAAAACAUUGCAAAGAGAAUAGGGACCGUUUUUGAGUACGUAUUCGCUCGGCAAAUUCAAUUUUAAUUAUGUUUUUUAUCUCUAUUUAUUCCAGAACCUUGCAAAGCCGGACAAAUCGCUCGAAUUCGGAGUGCGACGAGCGAAUCAGAAAGCAUGUCAGCUCGAUUAUAUCAGACAAAUUCAAACGCGAUUCCAAGAACAACAAGACCUCCAAUGGGUACCGCGUGUCCACGCAGGCUUCCAAGAAGGAGAGCUCCUCAUCAAGACUGUCUCUGGAGGUUCAGCCCUCCACCGAAUUACUCAGCCCUCCCCCGAUGACAUUCCGCGCGCCCUCGCCCAAAUGGAGCGAGCAGCCGGAUCGACCAGAAGUCUAG
Messenger RNA from Bursaphelenchus xylophilus (pine wood nematode), 1942 nucleotides. The record is from the annotation of a GenBank genome assembly. NCBI's taxonomy places the organism in Eukaryota, Metazoa, Nematoda, Chromadorea, Rhabditida, Aphelenchoididae.